AUGGUGUGGGGCCGAGGCAGGGGUUACUUGGGCCUGGAGGGAGGGUGCUCGGGUGCCGUGAGUGUGCUGGGAGCCAUCCUGUUGCUCCUGUGCCUGCCAUGGGGGUCACAGGGCACAACUGGUGCGACCCUCGGCACUGCUCUGGGCCACACAGUGCCCCUGGCAGGAGGGCGCUACUUGAGCAUUGGGGAUGGUUCUGUGGUGGAGUUUGAGUUCCCUGAGGAGAGUGAGGGCAUCAUUGUGAUCUCGAGCCAGUACCCAGGCCAGGCCAAUGGGACCCGGCCUGGUCCUACCCUGAAGGUCACGUCCCUGGACACGGAAGUGCUGACUAUCAAGAACGUGAGUGCCAUCACAUGGGGUGGUGGGGGCGGCUUUGUAGUGAGCAUCCACUCAGGCCUGGCCGGGCUGGCGCCACUCCGCAUCCAGCUGGUGGAUGCACGUGAAGCCCCACCUAUGCUGAUAGAGGAGCGGGCCGAUUUCUGCAUCAAGGUCUCCCCCGAGGAGGACACCACCACACUCACCACUGACCUGGCCCACUUCUCGGAGAACCCGAUCCUCUACCUGCUCUUGCCGCUCAUCUUCAUCAACAAGUGUUCAUUUGGGUGCAAAGUGGAACUUGAGGUCCUCAAGGGGCUCCUGCAGAGCCCUCAGCCCAUGCUUCUAGGCCUCCUGGGUCAGUUUCUGGUCAUGCCCUUCUAUGCCUUCCUGAUGGCCAAGCUCUUCAUGCUGCCCAAGGCCCUGGCUCUGGGCCUCAUCAUCACCUGCUCAUCACCUGGCGGCGGGGGCAGCUACCUCUUCAGCCUUCUUCUUGGAGGGGACGUCACGCUGGCCAUCUCCAUGACUUUCAUCUCAACAGUGGCUGCCACUGGGUUCCUGCCACUGUCCUCAGCCAUCUACAGCCGCCUGCUCAGCAUCCACGAAACACUGCAUGUGCCAGUCUCCAAGAUCCUGGGCUCGCUGCUGUUCAUCGCCAUCCCCAUAGUUGCAGGUGUGGUGAUCAAAGCCAAGCUGCCCAAGCUCUCCCAGCUGCUGCUGCAGGUCAUCAAGCCCUUCAGCUUCAUAUUGCUGCUAGGUGGCCUCUUCCUGGCCUACCACAUGGGGGUCUUCAUCCUGGCAGGAGUCAGGCUGCCCAUCGUCCUGGUGGGCCUCACGGUGCCCCUGGUCGGCCUCUUGGUGGGCUACUGUCUGGCCACCUGCCUGAGGCUACCGGUGGCGCAGAGGCGGACAGUCAGCCUCGAGGUAGGGGUACAGAACAGCCUACUGGCCCUGGCCAUGCUACAACUGUCUCUCCGCCGCCUCCAAGCUGACUACGCCUCCCAGGCCCCUUUCAUUGUGGCACUGAGUGGUACCUCAGAGAUGCUGGCCCUGGUCAUCGGCCACUUCAUCUAUAGCAGCCUGUUUUCAGGCCCGUGAGGCCACCACCUUGCUCCCCGCCCACUGUCCCCAGGUUCUUGUGUACCAAAGGCCUUUAGUUCUCAUGCACUAUGCACUCAGACAAAUCCAGGCUUAUUUUUUUUACUGGUUUUUAUUCUUCAGCUUUUAAUGCCAAAGAGGCCAUACUGAGUUAGGUUGGUGGGCAGUGCCCAGAAAAUAUAUUUCAAUAAAAGAAAGACACAA
Cavia porcellus (domestic guinea pig) is the source of this 1617-nucleotide messenger RNA. RefSeq names its product solute carrier family 10 member 3 (gene Slc10a3). Gene Ontology annotation, cellular component: membrane; BAT3 complex. Gene Ontology annotation, molecular function: protein-folding chaperone binding. The record is from RefSeq and is a predicted model, not a curated record. Gene Ontology annotation, biological process: post-translational protein targeting to endoplasmic reticulum membrane; tail-anchored membrane protein insertion into ER membrane. Lineage: Eukaryota; Metazoa; Chordata; Mammalia; Rodentia; Caviidae. Bases 1 to 1413 code for a protein of 470 amino acids. The transcript has a single exon.